Messenger RNA from Arabidopsis lyrata subsp. lyrata, 1252 nucleotides. RefSeq lists its product as uncharacterized. The transcript has a single exon. The coding region runs from base 722 to 1105 and encodes 127 amino acids. NCBI's taxonomy places the organism in Eukaryota, Viridiplantae, Streptophyta, Magnoliopsida, Brassicales, Brassicaceae. Gene Ontology annotation, biological process: response to auxin. The record is from RefSeq and is a predicted model, not a curated record.
UAAUUAAAUAUCUAAUUGAAAUUCGUUGAAAAAAGAGAAUACACUUAAAUUUUAAAAUAAAUACGAUGAAAACCCUUUGAAUAAAAAUAUAUAUUGAAUUAGAACAUAUAAUCUAGUUGUUUGUGGUAGUCAUUACCUCAUCAUCCGGAUUGAAAUGACAAAAAAAAAAGUGUGAUGAAAAUCCAACACUAAAUUCAUCCAAAAAUAGUAGUUUACACUUUACACACUUGAAGUCUCGAAGGGUCUUCUUACCACAACGUAGUUAAAACGUUAGCCAAAUUUAGUUUAAGAAAAUCAUUAUGGAGCAAUGUCCAAUGAUGAUGUAUGUGGUUGACUGGGAUAACAAAAACUUUUGGAGUGAUGUGGGUUUGCAUGUUUUAAUAUAUACUUUUAGCUUUAUCUUUCUAAUUCAUAAUCAUAAUCUAUUCGAAUAAUUGCUUCCGACUCUUGGAAACUUUUAGAUCAUUGGCUAUUCAAAUAUCGGUUGAUAAUGUACCUGAGGCUUCUCAAACUUUUUAAAACAAAGAAAUUAUAUUGAAAAAAUAAGAAAUAUUAUUACGAAUAUACCCUUAGCAAGUUAUAUAAGAACCUCAUUCUCCUUUCUCUCUUCGACGACAUCGACAUCGACAUCGAUAUCUCUCUUCCUAGCUCUCUCUCUCUCACCGGAAAACUUAAUCGGACUUGCAUCUCCGACGUCAAAAUUCUCCAAACCGAAUCGGAAAUGGCGAAAGGAGGAAACAAACUGAUGAAGCUAAAAUCAGUUUUGAAGAAACUCAAUUCAUUCAACACCAAGCCUAACCAACCACAAGCUCAAACCAAUCACGGCCGAUCCUCCGCCGUGAGUGCAUUUCCCUCUGAAGACCUUCAAACUGUCUACGUAGGCCGAACACGGAGGCCGUACCACGUGAGCUCUGACGUUGUGAGCCACCCGCUCUUCCAGCAGCUAGCGGCGGUGGAUGGUGGAUGUGGCAGCGAGGACGGUUCCAUCUCUGUGUCGUGUGAAGUUGUCUUGUUUGAGCAUUUGCUUUGGAUGCUGGAGAACGCCGACGCCGACGAGUCACGCCCUGAGUCGGUCCACGAACUUGUCGAGUUCUACGCUUGUUAACUCUUUAUGAUUAAUUUAGGUUUAAAAUAUAUACAAUGAUUAAUGUUUGUAUAUUCUAUACUUUUGUAUACUUUACAUAGUCUUUCGUGAAAUAAUCUAUUUUUCUGUUUAAAUGAUAUAACAACCGAUAAAUAAAUGUUUGAUGAA